Paramecium primaurelia is the source of this 1673-nucleotide messenger RNA. The record is from the annotation of a GenBank genome assembly. Lineage: Eukaryota; Ciliophora; Oligohymenophorea; Peniculida; Parameciidae.
AUGGAAUUAAAAUAAAAUUGUGCCUUUUUCAUUCUCCUGAUUCUAAUAGUCAAUAGUCAUGAGAUUACAACAAAAUGCGUCUGUGGACAUGUAAAAAUUUAAGCAGAAUGUUAAAAUUCAGCCUUCUGCUAUUGGUAAAAUGAUGUUUGUUUUUCAAAACCUGGUGUCCUUUAAAAAGAAGGGGAGGAAACAAAAGAAAAAUGUUAGGUUUUUGCAGAAGAAGACUGUAGAGUUCAAAAGUAUUGCGGAUUUUAUUAAGGCAAUUGCUAAAUCUUUGUAAAUUGUAAGAUCUUCAGUAAAGAUAAUUGUUAAUAAUCUUCUUAUAGAUGUGUAUCUGAUGGCAAAGAAUGUGUUGAAAAGUUGGAAUGCAAUGAUUAUUAAACAGAACAAGGAUGUUAAAAUCAAAACCAAAAUGGUGGUUAUUGCAUUUGGAUUCAAAAAAUGGAAAAAAAAUGUCAAGAUAUAAAUUCUUGUGAAUAACUUCCAAUCUAUUUAACGAGUCAUACCAUGUGCAAAGAAGGUCUUGAUGGCUGUACUGUAGAUAAUAAAGGUCAUGGAUGUAUGAAAUUAAAAGAAUUAUGUUCGUAAUACGAAUAUGAUUUUCAAUGUUUUGAAAGUAAUUAAAAUUUAAAUUACUGUUUUUGGGAUUAUAAAAAUGAAAAAUGUGUUGAAAAAAUUUGUGAAAAUUUACCUUUUACUUAAGAUUAUGAAUGUCAAUCUUAUAUUAAUGAAUGUACAUCAAAUGGAAAUCAUUGUAUCUUAAGAAAAUUAUGUAGUGAUGCUAAAAAUAUAUUUGGCUGUGUUACAGAUAUUAAUGGAAAUAAAUGUGUAUUUCAUUAAAAUUAAUGUAAAAUAAAGACUUGUGAUACUGCUUUGGACUCAUUUACAAAUUAUCAACAAUGUUAAAAUUAUGAUAAUUUAUUGGAUUGUGUUACCUCUAAAAAUGGAGGAUGUAAAUAAAGACCACAAUCAUGUGAAGGUUAUGUUGACUAAAUAGAUUGUUAUUCAAUAGUAUAAGAAGAUUGCAUAUGGUAUAAUAAUAAUAAAUGUGUAAAAAGAGAAUGUUAAUAUGCUCCAGAUUAUUAUGGUCAAAAGGAUUGUAGACAAUAUGGAAAUUGCAUAGGAAAAUUAACUGGUGGAUGCUAAGAUUCACCAGAUAAUUGUAAUUAGAUUUUAGAAGAAUAAUUUUGUGAAUUUAAUUACAAUAAAGAAAAAUGUAUUUGGUUAGAUGGGGAAUGCACAUUAUUAGAAUGUAUAAAAUUAAAAUUGCCAACCUAUAAAGAUCAUUAAAUUUGCUAAAAGGUUAGUCCAUUAUGCACAUUUAACUUAUAAGUCUUAGGAUGUGCAGAUAAUAUAUGUGAAAAUAUUACUGAAAUAGAAUAUUGUUCAGUUGAUUCAAAAGGAACUAUUUGUGCAAUCAAUUAAGGAUGUAUUGAUAAAAAAUGUAAAACAGCUCCAAUAAGUUAUGAUAGCAACGAAAAAUGUGAAUAGUGGUUGCCUUAUUGCACAGUUAAUUUGUAAAGAUUACAAAAUUCAUAUAUAACGGUUGGAUGUGUUGAUAAAUAAAAUAAAUGUGAAGUUGCUCUUAAAGAACAAUGUUAUUCUACAAUCUCAGGUAUUAAUUGCAAAUGGGACAGCAUUAAUCAAAAAUGUAUAUAUAAGGUGUGCAUUGA